AUGUUCUUCUUCAGUCGAAUACGCGGAAUUAAAGAUAAAUUCUCGGUGGUGAGUUCAUGAUACCUUAACAUCUGUCGUUGUCUUACCUUAUCAUCAUUCAGAAUUAAAAAUUUUUGCUAGUCUAUUAAAUCUUGCUUUAAAUUUUAAAAAUUUUCUUAGAUUUGCAAGGGAAGGACAAGUUGAACUUUUUUCAAAAAAAAAUUUUUGAAAAAAGGUGGGGUAAAAAAUAUUUUUAAGGGGCGGAGCAAAAUUUUAAAAAAAAAUUUAAAUUUUUGAUGACGGCAUGUCACAUUUGACUUUUUAUUUUUACUUUCAGGCCUCACCCAUCUUCAUCCAUGUGUUUAUGGUGGUAUCGGUCGCUGCCUAUACCUUGUUUGGAGCCUAUGUCAUGAGGAGUUUUGAAAAUUCGGAAAUCGAAAAGUAAGCUAAAUUUUAAUUUUAUACCUAAUUGUAAAAUACGUUUUCUGUACUUUAUUGUUACUAUAGAGUAUAAAUAAGCUUUUAAAUAAAAAAUUCUUUAAAAAAAUUUUAAAAAAUUUAAAAUUUUUAAAUUAAAAAUACGAUUUCAGAACAAACCGAGAAAAUGGCUAUCUAGGUCCCCCAAGUCGACCAAAACGAGCCGCCAAUUUGGAUGAAAUUGUAUUAUCAGGACCGGAAUUGAGUGCACUUGCUCCUGGUGUAAGUUGAAACAGAAUGCCAAAAAGUUUAUAAAUUCAAAACAAAAAUAAAAGAUAAGUUUAGGCUAAAAUAUAUUUUUUUGUUUGAAAUACUUAUGCAACAAGUUUUAUAUAUUGAUUUUUUUUAUUCGAAAAUAAGUUGACGAAAUGCCAAAAUUGGCGGGAAAACAAAAAUUCAAAUUUUAGAUAAUCAAAAACGAAAAAUAAGAGUAAAGUAAGCUAAAAAAGCAUAAAAUCAAUUUAAUAUCAAAACAAUUGGCAUUUUUAGUUAUUUAGACUAAUUGAAGCAGGAUGCCAAAUUUGGCGGCAUAACAAAAGUUCAAAUUUUGGAUGGUCAAAACGAAAAAUAAGAGUAAAGUAAGCUAAAAGGACAUAAAAUUACUUUACUAUUGAAAAGUUUAUCAAUUUUCGUUUUUUAGACUACUUGAAACAGAAUGCCAAAAUUGGCGGGAAAUUUAAAAUUUUAAUUUUUAGUAAAAAUUUAACUUUUUUUUGAAAUGUGACAUCCAGCGCCACUAAUAACAGUAUAUUUAACUGAACUUUGAAACAAUACGUAUUUUACAACCCUUUCAAAAUAACAUCUACAAUAUAAAAUGUCAUUUCAGCUCCGUUCUUGCGUUCAAAGCGCUAUUCACGAUAUGUUGUUGUUGGCUGGUUGUACACCAAAUGAGUUGGACAAACUGUCUAUUACGGCUCUGGAUGAUUGUUAUCGUUACGCUGAGAUUCAGUUGCCUAACAAAACCAAAAAUGUUAUUGUUACGACAACUGCUGCGCCCAGGACGAUGAUGACAACUUACGAAUAUCGGCGGUAUGAACAGUGUAAGUUGGAUGUCACAAGUUUUUAGAUAAUUUUAAGGUACUAUGGCACUUGAUUUUGAAUUUUUGGGUACCGUUUCAAAAUUUUUUAAAAAAAAUGUUGAAAAAUUUUGAAAUUUUGAAAAAAUGACAAAACUUUUUACAGUAAUGGCGGAAGAGGGUGGUGAAGAAGAAGUUGGAUGGUCGUUUCACAACGCAGUUGUAUUUGCUUUUACGGUUAUCACUACUAUUGGUAAGAUUUUCUUUCGGCGAGAGCUUUGGACAUGUUUCAUCGUAUAAGAUGAUUUUUGCAAACUGCGGGCUAAAAAUUUAUGGCAAAAAUAGUUUAAACUAGUUUUCCUUAUUGUAUAUUAGUUUUUUGAUUACUGUAUCUUCUUAGAUACUGCUCUUUUUCGUUAUAUUUUAAAUCUGUGUACUUUUUGUCGUAUAAAAUGGCUCCCGCAGCUUGCAGACCCUAAAAAUGUGUUUUUUCAUUAAAAAACGAUAAACUUAGGUAAAAAAGGAUUAUUUUUUGAUUACUGUAGUGUUCACGGCCAAAAAUUUUUAGAUGGACCUUAAGGUAAAAACUAUUUUCAGGUUACGGUAACGUGGCACCUGUGACAAUAGCUGGUAGAACAUUUUGUGUAAUAUAUGGUCUGGUUGGAGUACCAUUGGCAUUGCUUACCAUUGCUGACAUUGGCAUGUUUUUGAAUAAAAUUGUCAAAUUUGUGGUAAAAACCAUCGUGGAUGUUAAGGAAGACAUCGACCGGUACAGGUUUCAAGUGAGUUUUUUUUUAAAUUUAUGUUUGUAAAGAAAGUUUUUGUUAUUUCUUGGUUUGGAAAGAAAGUUUUUGGCAUUUUUUGGCUUGGAAAGAAAGUUUUUGCCAUUUUAGGUUUUUGAAAGAAAGUUUUUGCUAUUUGUAUCAAAGCUAGCUAUUUUACGGCUUUGCAGACUGCGGGUGACAAGUUAUACGAUGAAACCAAUUUUUUGUUUUGUAAAGAAAGUUCUUGUCAUUUUACGUUUUGUAAAGAAUGUUUUUGCCAUUUUAUUUUUUUAUAAAAAAAUUUCUUGCCAUUUGUUUCUAAACUAACUACUUUACGGCUUUGCAGCCUGCGGGUGACAAGUUAUACGAUGAAACCGACUUUUUGCUUUUUAAAGAAAAGUCUUGUUAUUUUUUGGCUUGGAAAGAAAGUUUUUCCUAGUUUUUUGAUUUGUAGAAAAAUUUUAUGCAUUUCUUUUCUUUGUAAAGAAAGUUCUUGCCAUUUGUGAUCUUGUAAACAAAGUUUCCGCUUUCAGCGAAACAAACUGACCAAAACUCAAAGUAAUUCGACUGAUUCAACUCAAGAUACUCUCAAAAUCAACGACAUAGAAGAAAACAAUAAUCCCAAAACCGACCGGUCGAAAUCAUCAGCCAACUCCCAUUCAUCGACGGAUUCGAUGGAAGAACGACGAACUUCCGAAUCCGUCACAUUGGCUGUCAUUUUUGCACUUUAUUUAAUCAUUGGAUCAUUUAUUAUUAGUUUAUAUGAACCAGAAAUGACGUUUUUUACCGCCAUUUACUUUACUUUUGUUUCGUUGACUACCAUUGGUCUUGGUGAUAUUGUACCGAAGAGGUAGGUGAAUAUUGAAAAAUGGUCGUAUUUUCUAAUAAAAGUGGGUCUGGAGUUAUAAAAAGUUGAAUCUAGGACAUACUUAUGACCUUUUAAAACUUUGUUUAAUUUGAAGCCUAAAUUUGCACUUUUAAAAUUUGAAUUUUGAUUUUUCUGCAAUUUUUGGCAUUGUGUUGCAAGGGUUGUUUUAAAUCAUGAAAAGAUGUAUUUUUAACAUGUUUUUGUUAUUUUAAAAAUAUUUUUAUGUUUUAAAGUGGCAUCAUGCACUUUUAAAAUUUGAAUUUUUAUUUUGCCGCGCUUUUUGGCAUUACAUUUUAUAGCGAAUUUUAGGUUAAAAAAAGGCUUAAAAUUUGAUCAAAGACAUUUUUAUAAGCUUGUAAGACCAGUUAUACUUAUUUUUCAUUAAAAAAUUCACUUGCAACACUAUGCCGAAAAUGGCGGGAAAGUAAAAAUUUAAAAGUUUAAUGCUUUUUAAGCCAUUUUUAAUAUAUUUCUUAAUUGAACUAGUCAUUUUAUAAUAGACAUAAACCACAAAAAAAGAAUAACUUACUGAUUUUGAUGUUUUAGGUAUGACUUUUGACUUUGAUAUUUUAGGUACGACUUUCUGAUAGUGACAUUUGCCUAUAUUACAGUUGGUCUGGCUCUAACGACCAUGGCGAUUGAAAUUGCAGCCGAGUUAUUGAAAAAGCUGCAUUACUUUGGAAGGAAAAUUGAAGAUGUCGCUUCUGUUGACAUUUGGUUCGGCGGGAAAAAGUAAAUUUAAAAUUUUUGGAUUUUUUGUGUUUUUUCGAUUUGUAAAGAAAGUUAUUAUUAUUUGUUGUUUUGUAAACAAGUUUUUUGCCAUUCUUUGAUUUGUAAAGAAAGUGUUUGUCGUUUCGUUUUUUGUAAAGAAAGUUCUUGCCAUUUAUAGUUUUGUAACGAAAGUUCUUGCCAUUUUUUGGUUUGGAAAGAAAAUUCUUGUCUUUUUACGUUCUGUAAAGAAAGUUCUUGCAAUUUUUUGUUUUUUAAAGAAAGUUCUUGCCAUUUUAUAUCUUGUAAAGAAAGUUCUUGCCAUUUUAUAUUUUGUAAAGAAAGUUUUUUCCAUUUUUAAUACUUUUUAUUCAGGAUGAAGCUGAAGAACCUAAUAAGACACUUGGGAGAUCAGUUGAACAUCCCAGUUGAAGAGUUGGACAAGUUUAACAUCAACCACUUUGUUGAUGAUGCUAUGAAGGUCAAGGAUGGGGAGAUGAAAACUUUGAGGGUAAGGCUAAUUUUUGAAAUUAAAAAAUUUUUUUAUUUAUAAAAUUUUGAUAUUUUUAAAUUUAAAAAUUUUUUUAAAUUUAAAUUUUUUAAAUUUUUAAAAAUUAAAUUUUUUUAAAUUUCAGAAAGAACCAAAGCCUGUCAGUUACCUGGAUAUUAAAAGAGAAAGUGAUGUUGAAGAUGUCGAGUUUGCUGAUGAUCUGCUGAGUUACACUAGUGGUAAGCAAUAUACCUACAAAUUACUUUACAAUAGUUUUAAAAAAUUUUAAUUUAAUCUCCAGGGCAUAGUAAUGAAAAACAAUCUACCAAACAUAGUGUUUAGACUUGAAAGGGGUCCCAUUAGGCCUCGAGCCGGCUAAAACAAGUUUAAAAUCUGAACGUGACCGGACCGAGCUGGAUGACGCAUGUGGUCUCGAGAGCCCGGCCUAAAACAUGGUCUAGCUUGUUGACCAGGACGUAAAAUUGGGUCCGGCUCAAAAUUUAAAAAUUUAUUUUUUUUUUUAAAAUGGCACAAACAUUCUUUACAACACGAAGGAUCUUUUCCAUCGUAUAACUUGUUACCUGCAAAAUCACAAACUAGCUUUUUUAAUACAAACGGCAAAAACUUUCUUUACAAAACAAAAGAUGGCAAGAACUUUCUUUACAAAGUAAAAAAUGGCAAGAACUUUCUUUACAAACAAAAAAAAAUUGAAUUUUCAGAGGAAAACCCAUUAAGAACCGCCCGACCGGGAGAUGGACUUUUACUGACCAAAACUCAGUCAGCUCGAUGA
Bursaphelenchus okinawaensis is the source of this 5092-nucleotide messenger RNA. NCBI's taxonomy places the organism in Eukaryota, Metazoa, Nematoda, Chromadorea, Rhabditida, Aphelenchoididae. The record is from the annotation of a GenBank genome assembly.